AUGGCCAUUCGCGUGCUUUCUCAUGACGACAUUAGCAAGUUGCUUGCAUUGGAGGAUGCUAAUGCAGCUCUGGAGUUGGUUUCAUUGAUGGAGGAUACCUUCAAGGCGUAUACAGUGGCACAAGAGGAUGACAGCCAAAAGCGUUAUGCACAGGCACCCAUGCGACUUGCCGUGGAUACCGAUUCGCACCGUGUAUUAUUCAUGCCUUCCCGAUUGCAAGAGACGACAUCCAUCAAGGUGGUCAGUGUGCCUACCGGUGAUAGUAAAGGGGGUCUUCCUGGAUCUAUUUUGGUAUUGGAUCAAAACACGGGUGCUACUGAUGCCAUUAUGAAUGCGGGUGUUCUCACCGCUGUACGUACAGCUGCAGGUUCAGCAGUGGCUACACGUCUUUAUGCAGUAUCGGAUGCCAGCCAUUUACUUGUCCUCGGAGCCGGUGCACAAGCACGUGCCCACAUUGACAUGAUGCUUGCAGUCCGCCCUUCCAUCGACCAUGUCACGAUUUGGAAUCGAGGCUCCGAACGCCGUCAACAACUUGUAAAUGCCAUCCAAUCCUCUUAUCCACAUCUCACCGUACAAGCUGCUGCAUCAGACUCUGAACUUGAAGCUGCUGCUCGUCAAGCUGAUAUCGUCUGUACUUGCACAAACGCCUCUCAACCGGUUCUUCAUGGUGCAUGGCUCAAGUCCUCCGUUCAUCUCAAUUGCGUUGGCUCUUAUCGUUUGGAUAUGCAUGAAGUGGAUACCGAUACAAUCAAGCUUACCCAACGUAUCAUUGUCGACUCGAUCGAAGCUUGUGGCCAUGAAGCAGGUGAACUUGUCGCUUCAUCCAAAUCAGAGGAUUGGAAUGAAAUUGGACGCAUUCUUUUGGAUGACACUACACCUUCUGAUCAAGACCGUAUCUCCCGUACCCUUUUCAAAAGUGUUGGUAUCAGUGUUCAGGAUAGUGCCAUUGCUGGCUUGAUGGUGAAACGAGCCAAGGAUAGCAAUACGGGUUCUGUUGUUCCCUUUUAA
This is a messenger RNA of Lichtheimia ornata, 1008 nucleotides long. RefSeq lists its product as uncharacterized. Lineage: Eukaryota; Fungi; Mucoromycota; Mucoromycetes; Mucorales; Lichtheimiaceae. Bases 1 to 1008 code for a protein of 335 amino acids. The transcript is spliced from 2 exons. The record is from RefSeq and is a predicted model, not a curated record. Gene Ontology annotation, cellular component: cytoplasm.